Messenger RNA from Equus caballus (horse), 4022 nucleotides. NCBI's taxonomy places the organism in Eukaryota, Metazoa, Chordata, Mammalia, Perissodactyla, Equidae. The record is from RefSeq and is a predicted model, not a curated record.
UGGUUUUGACAGGACUUAUGCUAAGUGGAGAUAAUAUAUAACUGAGUGGGUCAAACCAGGCUCUCUGGAGACCAGUAAGCUCCAUGUGAAAAUCACAGACCAUCUGACUGAUGGUUUUCUGUUCUCCAAUAAAGAUCUAAGGAGUACAGUUAGUGGGAGGUAAAGCCUGUGGCUUGCUGGGCCUUCACUCUGGUCAGAACUGCUGUAAACAGAGCAGUGAUAGAUUUGGCAAUAUCUUAAAGGAGUGAGAUGGGUGGCUACUUCCUAAUACUCCCACUAGGAAAAGCUUGGCUUAGGCUGGAGAGAGGAAUUAAGCCCAAUUUGAAGGACUGGUCACUAGAAAUUUAAUGUGUUUAUUUUCCCAAGAAAACAAAUGGCCAAAGGUAUAUAGCUACACUGAUCAGCCAUGGACUGGAGAUAUAUGCUCUAAUAAAUGGAAAAUUACAGACUAGACUAUUGUAGGAAAAACAAUCUGGUGAAGAGAGAUAUGGAAAGAAAUCAAUGAAAGGAAUUCAGCAAUUCAUGUAGGACACGUACCAGCUCACUGGAACAGAAAGAGAGAAUAACUUAUUUAGAAUAAAAGAGGAGACAACCUGCCCCCCAAAACUAAUGUAGACUCUGCAGUCUUGGGAAACUCCAAGUCCGCACUCAGCUCCCUUGUCAGUUCAAUUUAAGGUUGCAGAAUGGGCAUGUGAAGCCUCAAGGCAUAUGAACAUGAACGUCCUAGGCAAGCAGAGGAGACAGUGAAAAAAAACUGAAUCAAACGAGUAAGUAAGCUAUAAGAGAUAUAUCAAAUUACUAAAAACUUGCAUACUCAACAAACUCAUUUUUAAGGGAAGUGGGGGUGGUAAACCAGACAGAUGUGACAGGUGGAUUAUAUUGGGCCAAUCUAUAGAUUUUUAAACAAAGAAUAUUGCCUUACAGAAGUGUAAACUUGCUCACAGAGAAGGUUUGCAGAGCACCCUAGACAUGCAGAUGAGAAUGGUACAACCAUGGCUUUGAACGAAGUUGGAGGAACGAGCUGCUAGAUAUGGAAUAUUGGCAAUAAUAGGAAAUGACCAAGAGACUAAUUUUAUAACAGAAGUUGUCCAAAAUUUGGCAAAAGACAGAGAAUGUGGGACUUUUCAUUUACCAUAAAUUCCCCAGGCUGCUGGGACAAUUGGAAACUUUAAUGAAUGGAUUAUUAAAAACACAGAAGGAAUUUAGCAGCACCAGAUAUAAAUGGCAAUGAGGCAAAGGUUCUAAGAAAGAUGGAAUUAAUUGAAAGACUGAGUGAAUGUUUCUUCCUGAACAGAGAUGUUCAAGAAAGAUAUACAAACUACUUUUGCUCACUGUUCUCAAAUCUCCUUAGAAGAGGUAAAGAACAUGAGUAGUGUAAAGGAAAGAGUAUGGGUGGUAGAUCCUCAUAAGGCCAUCAGAGAUGGGGGAGCAAUAGCUAGGGCUACCCUCUCAACCUUAUGCUAGAGCCAAAACCUGUAGGAUGGGUAAAGCCUCAAAGGAUACUAAUCUUUAUAUUUCUCUUUUCUAUUAUUAGAUCUGCUUUGCUGUUUUCUCUUGGCUGUGGCAAUCUGUCUGAUGGUCAUUGAAAUAGCAGUUCACUACCAAUACGAACAAGAAUACCAUAUCUAAAUUUUGAGGGAAGUUCACCAACUUUAUCAAAAAGUGCUAUAGGACCACUGGCCUCAUUCUGUACUUAAUCAUUAUCAUAAUCUUAUCAACAGUCUUAUUUCUCGACCAAACCAACCGCUGAACCAUUGCUAGCCCAAAAGGAUCCAUUGUCACCAAGGGCCCAUUUGCUAUAGCUUUUAGUAAUAUUUUAUCUACUCGGAAGAGCACUGAGCCAUGGAGUCUGUGUCACUCCCUGUUCUAAUUGAUGGACUUGUUGAUUGUGUAGCCAAGUUAAUAAGAAUAGCUGAAGGGCUUUUACAGUUGAUUUCACAAGAACAAGUUCCUUGUGUACAGCAAAAUGAUAGAGCAGAACCGAUAGGAGCAAAUGCAUCUCCUUUCGAGGAAGCUCCACUGCCAGACCUUGCUGAACUCUCAGAUUUAGAAUCAAUACUUGCGCCAGGAGAAGAUGAAGACCUAAUGUUUGAUAUAGAUCAAGCUAUGUUAGACACAGGUGAAUUAUCUGAAGACAUACUCUCUGGGAUAAAUGAGGACUUAAAAAAUGAAUAAGACCUAAUUUUCCCCCUUGAGAAUGUGAGAAUUGAUCAUUUCCCUGUUUCAGAUAUAUUCUGAUUUUUCUGAAUGUUGUUAGCAAUGUGAGUUUUCUCCCAGUUCUGCACAUUUACUAAUUUCAUUACUAAUACCUUAUAGAACAAGUAAUAUUUGAUUUAGUUCCAGCAGAGGCUGGGCUCUUUUCUUCUUUGAAUUUAUAAAAUGUUCUGACUUUUGCUAUAUGGUUCUUUCUUUAUCUGUACUUAUUCUCCUGCUAGGAUUUCUGAUAACAGGAGCAAACAAUAGCAAAGAAAAGAAACUCCUCACCUAACAAUGGAGUGAAGACCUGAUGAACUCUAUCACGUCAUUGGACCCAGUUUGACUGUUCUACAAUGAAUGGAAACCAAAAGGAGAAUAUCCCCUAGGAUGGUAUUAUAAUGAAUACAUUCACAUUAACAGAACAAUAUUGGGACACUUUUACUUGAAAAGGUAUAACUCCUUACUAGGCUUUCAGGAGAUAAUGAGUCAACCAAAGGAUGCUAUAGCAGACCAGGGGAAAUAACUCUGAAAAAGCAGCAUCUAUCAGAUAAUAAAACAGCAGAAAGGCUUUCAGAGAACUUUUGCCAGGGAGAAACCUUUGAAAAAGCUGAGGCCAAGAGGUUCCAAUGCAGGACUGUUCCCUCAAAAGCUGACCCACAUCAUAACUACUCUGCAAUAUUGUUCCCAAAAUGGAAAUGGCAAAUUAUACCAAAUAACAACGAGAAAGAAUUACUAGUACUGGAGGGCUAGACAAAGCCCUGCAAGGACUAUUCACCGAUGGAAAGUCAAACACUUAUGGCACAGGCUUAGAGACGAUGGCCCACAAGUAGAAGUGGAUAAACUAUAUCUUCUUGGGUAUAGCUAAGUUUAUAAAGAAUAGCUGAUAGGCUUAUUAUUGUGACCCUCCUACAACCUUGACAUAGAAAUCUUAACUAUCGAGAGAUGGGAGCAAUAAUGAACUUCAAAUGUGGACUGGUAUUCAGCCGCAAUAAUUCUACAGAUACCAGAAGAGGAAAUGCAGUAUUUGGAGGACCCCUCUAUCAAAACAGAGAGGGAUAAAAUAAAUGUGCAGGAAAUUCACCAAUCCUGCUAAUUCCAUGCCAUACAGUACAGUCACUUCCUUCUGGAAGAAUAGCCACCCUUCAGACAAGCCGAGGGACACUAUGGUCCUCCCUCCUGCAGAAUGGCUUUUGCAUCGUAUGACAUGGGCAACAACUAGGUAAAGACAUAAAAGUGUACUACUAGAUAAAAUGGUGUAUGCGAAUUGUGAAAAAAUGACAUGUAUAAGUUAAUCCACAGUGGUGGAAACCAGACUAUACCAAUUCAGAUAGAGUCCUAAAGCAUAUUAUAAUCAGAGAGAUUAAAAAGACAUUUAAUACAGAUGACUUCAGGGCUAACCAACAUAACAGAUGCUGCAUCUAAUGCUAAAUGAGGUCUGGAUACACAGAUAAUUAGCUAUCUUUAAAGGUAAACGGGGAAAAUUAUAGAUGAUAUAACCAGGUCUUAUUUGGAUGAGCACUAGCAGGUGAAACAUGUCCGUUUUUUCACUAAAUUUCAGAAUAAGUUUAUUGAACAAAUUUGAAAAAGAGACUGCUGUAUCAAGAAAAGCUGCCACAGACCUUUUGGAAAAGCAGAAGAACUUAUGGAGCUACUCAACGUCUUAGUAUGAGAAAGUUCCAUGAUAGACUGCUAUGUGGAAAAAUUUAUAGAGUAGAUGAAGAUCCAGGAGACUUAGGGAGGUGAACAGAGGCACAAAGAGGAGAAAUAAAAGUUGUAUCAUCAAGGGGCUGGCCCCGUGGCCGAGUGGUUAAGUUUGCGCGCUCUGC